GGAAUUUAACGCAGGCAUCUCUCCUGGAUGACAAGGAUUCACCCCGUCUACCUACACCUGUGAGAAGACCACUAGCCAGUGUUGUUCUUUUUGUAAAAUAGUUUUGACAUGUUCCUAAGAAUAAUAUCACAAAAAUAGCAAACUGUACGUUAACAAACUGUACACACGUGAGCGAGCGUAGCCCGGAACCCAGAUGUAAUCUCUCGCCGCCCUUUUAGCUUUCCUGCGCGCGCACGCUUUCCCGCACAGCCUGCGAAUGAGCUCUGAGAGGGAGCGAAUAGUUGGAGAGAGAGAACACACAGCGUUCGACUCAAGAGAGGACUACUAAAACAAGCAAAGGAACAACAACAAACAAGAAAAUAAAAACACCGGAUUGACCACAAGGAGCGGUUACUGAAGACGUAACGGGUGACUGUGUUGCCUCCUGCUACGGAUGGAAGCUCGCGUGAACAGCAUGUUUUUGCAGGACAAGCCUCGGGUCGAGUAGUUUUGCGGAGAGACUCAACGUUAUUGUCGAAAGCUCAACGUUACUGAAGUAAAAAAUCUGAAGAGUUUAAAGUGGUUAAGCGUCAAUAUUAUAUAUUUCACACAUCACAGCGUUUUCAAAACUGCUUAGAAAGACAGCCGUCUUGAUUUGCAAAAUGCUGACAUCUCUUUCGCGGAGCAGUGGGACUGUUGUGAGCAUGGAUUUAUCCUUCUACAUACGCUUCACAUUAAUUUGCUGAGAAAAGAUUUUAGGACUUUAGGUUCGCGCAACUGUUCUUGCGUCGAACUUGCCAUUUCAUUUCCAAAAAGAAGACAAGACUGCUGAAACGCUUCACAAGCAAUAGAACAAUUUAGCCAAGCCAUUUACGCACUUUUGCGAGGAAUAUCUGUAAAUGUUUCAAGCCAUCAGGAAAAUGAUGAAGAAAAGGAAAUUUAUCAUGGCUCUUGGGAAUCUAAACUGAGGAUAUAUGAAUCGUGCUUUGUGGGGUACAGUAAGAUCGACUCCAAACCUCACUUUGGUAGCAAAUGAGACAGAAUAUUGGCUCGUGGCUGAAUCAAGCUCUCACGGCACUGAAUGCAGAAGAGAACAGAAAUAGCAAUUUCCUAGCGGAGAUCUGGAGAACGAGCCAAACAGGAUUUAUAUCGAACUUGGAAAAGUUACUGGUCCUAUAGUCAAUUGGAUGAGUUAUUGCCUUUGCGGUUGACAUAAAUAUUUCGUUCUACGUUUAACUCGCCGAACUGACCAGCAGAUUGGUUUGGCGGUUGUGUCCAGGGUGACAUUCGGAACUGCUCCUUUCUAAGUGAGCUUAGCCGAGGCGGCGGCCACUCUUUUCCGCACUAAACGCCACUUUGUUGGCUAAAUCUAGUGUUGGUGGGAAGCUUGCCGAUUCUGAAGCCGACAUGGAGGAAUGGAGACAAUGCGGCCGGUGGCUGAUAGACUGCAAGGUUUUGCCCCUGAAUCACCGGGUUGUGUGGCCCUCGGCGGUCGUGUUCGAUUUGGCUCAGGCGCUCCGGGAUGGCGUGCUUUUGUGCCAAAUGUUGCACAAUUUGUCACCUGGCUCAGUGGACCUGAAGCAGAUAAACUUCAGACCACAGAUGUCUCAGUUUCUGUGUCUGAAAAACAUCCGGACCUUCCUGAAGGUGUGCCACGACAAGUUCGGGCUGCGGAACAGUGAGCUGUUCGACCCCUUUGACCUCUUUGACGUCCGGGACUUCGGCAAGGUGAUCUCAGCGCUGUCCAGAAUCUCCCAUAACAGCAUCGCACAGAUCAAAGGCAUCAGGCCCUUUCCCUCAGAGGACACUACUGCGCUGAAUGAAGAUGAUAUCUACAGGAGCCUUGAGGAGCUGGCUGAUGAGCACGACGUGGGCGAGGAUGACAUCUAUGACUGCGUCCCCUGCGAUGACGACGGCGAUGACAUCUACGAGGACAUCAUCAAGGUGGAAGUCAGACAGCCUAUGAUCCGAUACAUGCAGAAAAUGGGCAUGUCGGAGGAUGACAAGCGCAACUGCUGCCUGGUGGAGAUCCAGGAGACGGAGGCCAAAUACUACAAAACACUGGAGGACAUUGACAAGAACUACAUGAUCCCACUGAAGCAGGUGCUCAGCUCUCAGGACAUGGAAGCUAUCUUCGUCAACUUAGAGGACGUGAUCAAGGUUCACGCUGCACUGCUGAAGGCCAUCGACCUCAACAUGAUGAACGGGGGCAGUGGCCUGGGCAAGAUUUUCCUGGACUUCAAGGAAAGGCUGCUGAUCUAUGGCCAGUACUGCAGCCACAUGGAGCAUGCCCAGAAGACCCUGGAUGACCUCAUCGUCACACGAGAGGAUGUCAAGAUGAAAGUCGAGGAGUGCACCAUGAAGGUCCAGGAAGGCAAGUUCAAGCUGCAGGAUCUGCUGGUGGUGCCCAUGCAGAGAGUUCUCAAAUACCACUUACUGCUGAAGGAGUUGCUGAGUCACUCGGCAGACCGGCCAGAGAGACAACAGCUGAAGGAGGCGCUCGAGGCCAUGCAGGACCUGGCCAUGUACAUUAACGAGGUGAAGAGAGACAACGAGACGCUGAAGAAGAUCAGCGAGUUCCAGAGCUCCAUCGAGAACUUGGUGUGUUUUUUCCCUCAUCAGCAUGUGAAGCUGGAGGAGUACGGCCGGCCAAAGAUUGACGGAGAGUUGAAGGUGUCGACGGCCGUCAACCGCACCAAACAGGACAGGUACAUCUUCCUGUUUGACAAGGUGGUGAUAGUCUGCAAGCGCAAAGGCUACAACUACGAGCUGAAGGAGAUCAUCGAGCUGCAGUACUACAAGAUGUCUGACGAUCCCAUGAACAACAGGGACAUGAAGAAGUCGAGUGGGAAAAUGUGGUCGUACGGCUUCUACCUCAUACACCUGCAGGGGAAACAGGGCUUCCAGUUCUUCUCCAAGACAGAGGACACCAAGAGGAAGUGGAUGGAACAGUUUGAGAUGGCCAUGUCCAACAUCAAACCGGAGCGAGCCACGGCCAACCAGCACAACUUCGAGAUGCACACAUUCGAGAAGAACACAAACUGCCGAGCCUGCAAGAUGCUGCUGAGGGGCAUCUUCUACCAGGGCUACUUCUGCUCGCACUGUGGGACCGGAGCGCACAAGGAGUGCCUGGAGGUCAUCACCAUCUGCAAAAUCAAUCCACACGAUUCGGAGCCUGGGCUGCCGCCUUCUUUGGGCCCGAAAAUGGUGGCCCUCAGGAACUACCACGGUACGCCCUCUCCCCCAGGGAAACCCCCCCUCACCUUCCAGACCGGUGAUGUCAUUGAGUUGCUGAAGGGAGACCCGGACACCACCUGGUGGGAGGGGCGGCUCAUUCAAGGCCUGAAGACUGGUUACUUUCCCAGCUCCAGUGUGAAGCCCUGUCUAGAUCCCAAGCCUUUCCAGGGCUUCCCCAGUCGGCAGACAUCAAGAGAUGUGGAUUACACCGUCUACCCCUGGUUUGCUGGGAACAUGGAGCGGCAGCAGGCUGACAACCUCCUCAAAUCCCACAGCAGUGGCACCUACCUGAUCAGGGAGAGGACCGCCGAGGCCGAGAGAUUCGCCAUUAGCAUCAAGUUCAAUGAUGAAGUAAAGCACAUUAAGGUGAUCGAGAAAGACAGCUGGAUUCACAUCACCGAAGCCAAAAAGUUUGAGAGCCUCUUGGAGUUGGUGGAGUACUACCAGUCCCACUCCCUGAAGGAGAGCUUCAAGCUGCUGGACACUACACUGCGCUAUCCCUACAAAUCACGUGACCGCUCAUCAUCGCGCUCCCUCACACGCUCUCCAGCAGCCUCAUCUGCUUCCUACAACUUCUCCUUCCUCAGUCCUCAGGGCCUCAACUUCACUUCUACUCAGAGCCCUGCCCCCUUCUGGUCAGUGUUCACGCCGCGCGUGGUGAGUUCGGCGGUGGCGCGGUACAACUUUGCGGCGCGGGACAUGAGGGAGCUGUCGCUGAGAGAAGGAGACGUGGUGAAGAUCUACAGCAAGAUCGGAGGAGACCAGGGCUGGUGGAAAGGAGAAGCCAACGGCAGGAUUGGCUGGUUCCCCUCCACGUAUGUUGACGAAGAAGGUGUCCAGUGAGACUUGAGGGCCUCCGGCCGUCACCUCCGAUCAGAAGGGCAGAACUCUCGACCCCACUGUCCUCUGAGAGUACUCUUUGGUUUCCAUGGAGACGUCAUGUGGAAUAUUCCUCCUUUUUUUGUGCUGGAAACAUUUACUUUCAGAAAAAAAACAACAGUGGAUGUUUGUACACCUGUCUUGUUUUCGUCCUGUACAAAACACACUUCGGUUUUUUUUUUGGGGG
Clupea harengus (Atlantic herring) is the source of this 4282-nucleotide messenger RNA. RefSeq names its product vav guanine nucleotide exchange factor 2 (gene vav2). Gene Ontology annotation, cellular component: cytoplasm. Gene Ontology annotation, molecular function: protein binding; guanyl-nucleotide exchange factor activity. Gene Ontology annotation, biological process: intracellular signal transduction; cell migration; regulation of GTPase activity. Lineage: Eukaryota; Metazoa; Chordata; Actinopteri; Clupeiformes; Clupeidae. The record is from RefSeq and is a predicted model, not a curated record.